This is a messenger RNA of Cheilinus undulatus (humphead wrasse), 6217 nucleotides long. It is a transcript of the gene ercc6l2, whose product is annotated as excision repair cross-complementation group 6-like 2. NCBI's taxonomy places the organism in Eukaryota, Metazoa, Chordata, Actinopteri, Labriformes, Labridae. Gene Ontology annotation, molecular function: ATP binding; ATP-dependent chromatin remodeler activity. The transcript is spliced from 20 exons. The record is from RefSeq and is a predicted model, not a curated record. The coding region runs from base 225 to 4901 and encodes 1558 amino acids.
GUGGAGCUGUUGUGCUCUGUCUCUGCCUUUGUAACAGAUAAAUAAGCUUAAACGGAGGACCAGUGUAAAAGCGACUUACCCAGGAUGACAUGAUGAAGACAAAGACGCUAUUUUCACUUCAAAUCCUUGUCGCCGUUUCCUCUUUGCUAAAAAUGUUAGCUCGGCUAACCAAGCAAGCUAGCAUACUGCUGUGACUUCUCAAGUCAGAGGAGGAGUGCGUCUCGAUGGCUUCAACUUCUGCGGCUGAAAAUGUGACAUGGUGUGAAGAUGACAGGUGCCUGGUCCCUGACCCAAGAGAUGGCAGUCUGCGAGACACCACCAUUAGGCGACUGAUCUCCACCUCCCAUGAUAAUGAUACGACAGCAUGGGUGACGUUCACUGAUGGUGGUAGAGAUGAAAAGGAGGAACCUGUGCCUGUCUCCAAACUUCAGAGGCAUGGCUCAGAUCACUUCACCCAGGAGAAACCUGUGUUUCCCAGUAGCAUCAUAGACCCGAGGCUGUGUGUCCCUUUAGAGCUGAGUGAUGUUGAGGGAGACAGAGUCCCCUACACCAUCAACAGAUACCUGAGAGAUUACCAGAGAGAAGGCAUUAGGUUCAUUUACAAAAGCUAUAUCCGUUCCAGAGGUUGUAUCCUAGGAGAUGACAUGGGCCUGGGAAAAACUGUGCAGAUCAUUGGUUUUCUAGCUGCUGUGUUGCACAAAACAGGCACAUGGGAUGACAUUGAGAACAACAGGCCUCAGUUUCUGCAGAGCCAGAAGCCCUCCAGACAAAGUAAACCCAACAAAGUGUUCCUCAUUGUGGCCCCUCUCUCAGUCCUUUAUAACUGGAAAGAUGAACUAGACACAUGGGGCCACUUCCAAUGUGUGGUGGUCCAUGGGCUUAGGAAAGAUGAGGAGUUGGCUCGCAUCAACAAGGGACGCACAGAGAUAGCUCUCACUACCUAUGAGACUCUGCGGCUCAGCCUUGAUCAGUUUAACAACAUAGACUGGUCAGCUGUGAUUGUGGAUGAGGCCCACAAAAUCAAAAAUCCAAACUCUCAGAUCACUCAGGCCAUGAAGGAGCUAAGAUGUAAGGUCAGAAUUGGCCUCACUGGCACCAUCUUACAGAACAACCUGGAGGAGCUGUGGUGUGUCAUGGACUGGGCCAUUCCAGGGUGUCUUGGCAACUUGGGACAUUUCAAGAACAAGUUUUCAGAUCCAAUUGAACAAGGCCAGAAGCACAGUGCCACCAAACGUGCUCUCGCUACAGGCAGGAAGACUGUCAGAACUCUGGUCAGGAAGAUUUUUCCCUUUUUCCUCAGACGGACCAAAGCUCUCAUCCAUGACCAACUUCCAAAGAAAGAUGACAGAGUAGUGUAUUGCUCACUCACAGACUUUCAGCGGACUGUUUAUCAGACGGUGCUGGACACUGAAGAUGUGACGUUACUGCUGAGGUCAUCAGAGAAAUGUCACUGUCAGAGUGGACGCACCCGCAGAAGCUGCUGCUAUCAAGCUAACUUGGAAGGUGUUAACAUGAAGGGGCUCUACUUUAGUUAUUUGGCCAUAUUGAGGAAAGUUGCCAAUCAUGUUGCGCUGCUUCAGCCCACUGCAUGCACCAGCAAGAAACAGGAAAAGUAUGUUGGAAGAGUUUGUGCAAAGGUAUUCCAGAAGUUUCCAGGGUUUGUGCAGAGAUGCAAAGAUGAAGCAUUUGAAGCCUUAUCGGACCCCAUGUACAGUGGAAAGAUGAAGGUGUUACAAAAGCUGCUGAAGUUUUACCUUAAAAAGAAGGAUAAAGUACUUCUUUUUUCUCUCUCAACAAAGCUGUUAGAUGUGCUGGAGAGCUACUGCAUGGCAGAGGGGCUGGAUUACAGCAGGUUGGAUGGCACCACCAGAUCCAAAGAAAGAGUCCAGAUUGUCAAAGAGUUCAACAGCUCCUCUCACAUCAACCUCUGCCUUGUUUCCACCAUGGCAGGGGGGCUUGGUCUUAACUUUGUUGGAGCAAAUGUUGUGGUUCUCUUUGACCCCACGUGGAACCCAGCCAGUGACCUCCAAGCUAUAGACAGGGCAUAUCGUAUUGGCCAGUGUAGGGAUGUGACUGUCCUCAGGCUCAUCUCAUUAGGAACGGUAGAAGAGGUGAUAUACCUCAGACAAAUUUACAAACAGCAACUGCAGAGCUCUGUUGUGGGUAAGGAGAGCGCACGGCGCUACUUUGAAGCAGUGCAGGGGCAUGGUGUCCAUAAGGGGGAGCUAUUUGGGAUCAAAAACAUCUUCAGGCUGCAAAUUGAAGGAACCUGCUUGACACGCAAGAUAUUAGAGAGAGAGGGACAAGUGGAGGCUGGGAUAAUGACAGCCAGCACACACAUGGGUGAAGAAAAGGAGGAAGAGGCGAAGGGAGCUAGCGAUACUGGAGAGCACCUGCCUACAGAUUGCCCUGCACCAUCUGCUGUAUCAACCAAGGAGAACAGAGCUGCAUCAAUGGUCUCAAAGGGAGUGCUGGACUUCAGCAGUGGGAGUGAAGUGGAUGAAGAGGAGCAGGGAUUUAAGAGGAAGGUGUCAAACCCUAGUACAGUGGAUGGCAACAAAGGUGGAAAUGCAUCCUCUAGUCCUGGUCGAAUGAGUCUUCUCCAGCACGGUUUCUCCAAACUCCUAGAAAGGGUUAAAGGAAAACCAGAGUUAGGUGAAGAAGACAGUAGCCCUUCUAUCGAGGACAGCCUCUCUGAGGAAGAUGAUGAGGAUAAAAAGAGGGGGGGUACCUCUUCUGUAACCUGCAAGAGCUCCAAUAGAGGAAAUGAUGUCUGUUUACCUAAAGUAGGAACAAAAACCCGGGACUUCUUCAGCAGUUCAGACAGAAAAGGGGAGAUUGUCAAAAAGAGUGAUGAUGCUGGAAGAAAGGGGCAAGAUCUGAAAAAACAAGCAGAUGAGAAAACUACUACUGUUUUGCCUACAGACAGAACAAAACCUUGCAAACUCAAAAGACCACUUUCAAAAGUGCAUCACUUUAAGAGAUACUCCGAUGAAUCGGACGAUUUGGGCACAGAUGCUUUGAAAAGGCCUAAGAGUGCAGCUUUAGAUCCACACAACAGAGGAGGAGAUGGAGAGAAAGGAAAGCUGGGCCGCAACAGAAAGAGGCAAAGUUCUAGUGCGAGAAACAAGGCCAGCUCUAAAUACACUGAAGACAGAGAGACAUUCUCAUCUUCAGAGGAUGAGCACACUCCUGCCAAGAAAGGAAGAUCCCCAGGAUGUUUUAGCAAAUCUCCACAGAUAGGAAGAUCUAAAGAUGAGGCCGGGCAAAGAACUGCAACAACCAGCAGGACAGAGAGAAGAGCGGAGACACCCAAAGCUGUUUCAUUCACAAAUCUGAAAAGUCAAACAUCACAGAUUACAAAAGGAAAAGAUGGAACUAUUGACAGUGUGCUAGGAGGUGUACAGGAGGUGGCAUAUACCCACUCUAACCAGCGUGUGGUUGGAGGGAGCAAAGCAGAGGAGCUGAUCAGCAGAGCAGCUGUACGAGAUGUGUUUGAACGCAAGAUGUACUCCCAGCUCCCAGCCAAUCACCUUCUAGGCUCCAUGGAGAGCCUGUUAGAGAGCCCACCAGACAGUCCUCUACACCCUUCUCCUGUCAGACUAAAGAGACCCAGUGUGAACCAUCCAGUCACCUUCACCAAGAAGCUCGUGCACCAGACCAGACACACUACCUUCAUCAUUGGAGAGACCCCCCAGGCAAUAUGCAGGCAGCAGCUGGAAGAAAUGGCAAAAAAAAUUGGAUUUUCUUCUGUACAUCAAUUUGCAAAAGAGAUUCUGCAAAGAAAGUCAACCCAAAGACUUGACUGGUUGCAACAGUAUUACAUGUCACUAAACCAUCCUGACCUGGCUGAUAUAGUCACAAACAACUUCCCACAACCAGAUGUAGGGAAGGCCUCUUCCUCAUCAUCUACUAAAGCAGCUACCAAGUCUCACUCAGAUACCAGAACCCCACAAAAGGAUGUUGCGAAAGCCAUUAAAAGGCCUAGAUACACAAAGAAGAAUCCUGAAGCCCAAAACAACCCACAAAACAAUGUUUCUGUGCCACAGAAACAGUCUAGAAACCCACUAAAAGAACCUCAAGGACCCCAGAAAAAGCAAAAGAUUCAACAAAAGACUGUUCAAGAGCCUGAGAGUGAUGUUUCUAGCCUGGAGUCAGAGGAUCAGUGGGAGGAUGUUUGCAGUGCCAGAGGAUAUCAGAGGAGAAAGAGGGUUAGUGUUUCUACGUCUGGAGCAUUCAGAGCUGGUGGUGGUCUUGGCUUGGAGCAGGCCAGCAGCAGUGGUCUGGUGUCUAGGGAGGCUGCUGCUUCCCUGAACCGCACACACAUAGAUAUCCCUUUUUCUGCGGACCUCAGCCAUGGCAGGUCGGCAGUGAUGUCCAAACCCACAGUGCAGGGAAGGGAGAAAGAGCAAAAACUGUCUUCAAGAACCAGUGAACCUUUUCAAGACCAGGGAGAAAAUCCUCCUUCUCCUCCUCCUGCACAGGCUGCUUCUAUCUCCAGUCAUCAUUCCUUCCUCACAGAUCUUAUAGGAGACACUUCAGUCCUCGAUGAUUUGUUGAAACCAAGACCUAGGGGUGCACAACAAAAAGGCACCCUGAAAACACCCCCCACAUCAUCGUCAGUGUUAGAAAGCAAACAUCUCAACACCUCGUCUCCAUCCAGACUCUCUUUAGAAACUGAUUUAGGUUCAGCUCAGUCUAACACAGCAGCAAAGAGCGGCCGCAAAGACUUCUGGGACAUCCUCAAUGAGGGUAAUGAAGAAAGUAUCAAUAGAUUAACAGAUCUGGCAGAAGUUCAGAGGGUUUGCAUCAACACGAACUUUGCAGCUAAAAAAACGUCAGAAGGAGAGGAGAAAAAGACUCUUUGGAAGACUAACGACAAGUUCUUGUGGAAGAAAUGACAGAAGAGACAACAAUGGUGUCCAACUUCAGAAUUUAAUUGUUGUAUCUUUUUUCUUUGGCAGGGCUCCUGGUGUUUGAAAAUACUUGAAUUGAUAGUGGCUACAGGUUUUUUUGUCUCAUAUUUUAAGAUAUUGUUCUUAUUGUUUUAAAUGUUUUUACAUUUGUAACUUUUUAAAAUGUUAUUUUAUUUACCUCUGUUUAAAAAAAUCUGCAUUUAUAUUUUAGUUUUUAUUUUAAAUGUGGGCUGUCUGUUGCCUUAUUAAACAUGAUGUAAAUCACUCUGGAGAAAGAAUGACAUUUUAUAAGAAUUUUGUUUUUUAUGAUUGAUUUAGAAAUGCACUGAUGGCAAAAAUCAGAGUUUAUACUGAUUUUUAGAAUAAUAUAUUAGCCAGUAGCAAUGUAUUUUUCAUCACUUCUUGUGGUGUAAGACUCCCACUAUGGCAAUCUUUUUUCCUCAUGUUUGUCCAUGAAAGCAGAUGGAAUAUGUGCAACAGAUGACUUCUUUUGCCCAGUAACAAAUGUUUGAUUCAGCAGUAAGAUGUGCUAGAUAUAAGCAUCAAUCUGAUUGGAAACACAACACAAGAAUGCUGGCUUCUGAUAUUUUUUUUAUCUCACACUAUUGGUCGAUAGCAGAUGUUAAACCAAUGCAUCUGUGCGUCCCUAAAUUCAUUCAUGUAUUUUUUGUCAUGCACCAAUCAGUCACAACAUUAUGGCCAUGUCAUGAAAUGCAACACAUUGGUUCUAGCAUAAAUUCUACUCUAAUAAAACGACAGUACAUGUUCAGGCGGAGGUUUAGCACAGAACUAAGAGUGUAUUCUGGUCUUAUUUGCCACAGCUGAAUCUGCAAAUGUAAUUUUCCCAAAACCUUAGUCUGGUUUUAUCCCUGAUAAAGCCAUUAGUGAGGAUGGGUGUUUUUGAAUUAGGAACUCCACAAUUCUUUCAAGACACUCAGCUACCUUCAACCAGAGGAUGAUAACAAAGGACAUUCUUAAAAAGCAUGUAAGUGCAAAGGUGCAGUAAGAAUUCAUUGACUUCAUUAUUAAAAAUAAACACUAGAGCUACUGCCUGAUGGUUAUGUGAGUUGCAAAGUUUACAGUUUCCAGACAGUGAAAGUAAAAUUAUAGAUCAGAAAGAAGGGCUGUGGUCUUCUUGGUGGUGGAAAUGUUGUAAGCAAUGGCUGACCAUGAGGCCUAUUGAACCUUGACCUCCCAAAUCUAACUGGUUUAUCCUUAAGUCAGAGUGGACGUCUGCAAAAAUUGAAGAAAACCCAUUAAACUGCUCUUGAGGUAUUGAUUUCACAAGCAAGGGAUUUGCA